Molecule: messenger RNA, 3884 nt
Organism: Synchiropus splendidus (mandarinfish)
Lineage: Eukaryota; Metazoa; Chordata; Actinopteri; Syngnathiformes; Callionymidae
Exons: 9
Coding region: 39-2885 (948 amino acids)
Molecular function (GO): protein binding
Source: RefSeq, a predicted model, not a curated record
CUGGCGGAGUUGAGGCUGAGCGCUGCUGCAGCGGGAACAUGGCGGAGACUGUGAGCUCCGUCUUCGACAACCAGGACACGCACAGCCCGGACAGCGACGGGGAAGGCACGAGACCGGCACCGCCACUCCGAGGACGAGGCUGUGGAAGGAAGAGAAAAGGAACGCCUGUGAAAGUCUUUGUUUCACCAGCCGAAGAGAACAACACUGGCCACAGCGCAGGUGAUCCGAAAGAAUCAGCAGAGCGCCAACACCAGACACCUGAUGUGCUGGUGUCGGACUCAGAUCCUCACAGCUGUGAGCCUUCAGAUCACAUCGGCAACAAGGCCCCCUGUGGAAAUGAGACCAACUCCAGUUCAGCUUCCACACCAGUCCCAGCUUCGGUCCCCGCUCCAGCACGAACGCCGUCUCCCGCUCCGGCCCUGUCCCUGACACCAGCAUCCACGGCCCCAGCCACCCCGGCAGCAUCGGCUCCUGCCACAUCCGCAAGCUCCUCGCCUCCCUCUCCCAACUGUCGCAUCAGAGAGGUUCACUCCGGCAGCCAGGUCCGGCUGGUGGUUAUAGCCAUUCGUGACAUCACCAAGGGGGAGGAGAUCACUGUGGACUACAGCCUCACCGAGUGGGGAGAAAACCUGGGUUACCGGGGUACGUCAUCUGCUGUGGAACAUGAGUCCAACUCUGACGCUGAGAACAAUAUCAAAAAGGAGGAGGAGAAUGUUCCCCUGACAUCCCAUCAUCAACAGAAUUCCGACUACGUCGCCCCUUCCUGGUCGCUCUCCCUCUCCUCCCCCCCGAUCUCACACUCUGAGGGCAGUGAUGAUGAAGACAACCCCUCCGGACGAGGCCGGACGCAGCGGCGGCGCAAAAAACGCCGCGGGACUAUCUUAAAGAAAAGGACCCCGCAAACCCCACCUGGACGCUCAACAAUAAUGCCUCCUCAGCAGCAAGCGUUUGUGCCCACAUCGUCCCCCCACUGCGUGUCUCCUUCCUCAGCCAAGUCGGACUUUAAAGCCCCCACGCCCCUCGGCUGCAACAGCAACACCACGAAUGUUCCUAAGAAAGGACCGUCUGCCGACUCCAUCCGCCAAACGUGUGAAUACUGCGGACGCCACUUCCGCUCUUUAGGCCGCCACUUAGACAAGCACCAUGCGCACCAGCCAGACGUGUGUUCUGCCCUUGUUGAACGCUACACGCAGAUGCCCCACCUAAAUACGCAGAACACAAACUUUCUGACAGCUCAUCCACACUCCAGGUCCUCACAGAGCCGGGGUGGCGUUCCGGACUUCUCCAUGUCUCCACCCCAUAGACAGAGUGCAGUGGCAGUGUCCGUCCUAAAGCGGAGUCCGCCCCUUGUGUCCUCGCCGCCACACAAAAAAGGAGUCAAGAGGAUAAAGAAGGAGCGGCAGGAUGGCGAGGGGAACAAAGGUGUGGAUGAAGAGCUGCUGUGCCCUCGGUCAGAGUUGAACCCUCACAUGGAAGCAGAGGACAAGGAAUAUGAUGAAGAUGAGGAAGAGGGGGAGGAGCAUGUGGAUGGGGAGGAUGACAGCGGUGGCGAGGGGAAGGAACCAGACCUGAUGAGUUCUGGCCGUCACCAAAUGCUUCCUCUGCUCUCGUCGCUCUCCUCUCUGGUCCUUUACCUGCGGCGGCUGCAGCACUCGGCCUUCUUGUCUCUGUCCCGUCAGCUGCAGUCGUCUGAGGCCUGGCGUCUCCUCUGCCACUCCAGCCUGGCUCUCCUCAUCCUGUAUAACCGACGGCGAGAGUGUGAGGUCUCCAAGCUUCUGAUCUGCGAGUACAGAGCACGUGUCACUCCUCAGUGUCCAGUCCCUGUCCCCCCAGGGGCCCCUCCAGCACUCACCCCACUGGAAGCCUCCUUGUCCCCCUUUGAGCGUCUGGUGCUGCCACACCUGCCCCGAGUGGGUGUUCAAGGAAAACGUGGACGGAUUCAGCCUCUCAUUCUUCCGCCCCACUGUGAGCCGUGCCUGGAGCUCCUGCUGGAGACCCGGCAUGACGUGGGAGUAGACCCAGCCAACCCUUACGUCUUUGCCAGACCGUACCACUCCCCGGCCACGCCACUUCGAGGCACCGACCUGCUGCGCAGCCUGGCCCGCUCCAGUGGGACACGCAACCCCAGAGCGCUGACUCAAACCAGGGUCCGGCGCCAGGUCGCCAUCCUCACUCAGCUUCUUCUCCUGGGAGAGGGGGAGGUGGCCGGUCAGGUGGGGGGCGGUGCCGUGGAGCGGCUGGAGAACUUCCUGGAGAAAGAGUACCACGUGACACAGUGCUGCUCUGAAAUCGGCCAGGACCCCGGCCUGAUGGGGAGAGUCGGCCGAGUCGUGCUGUGUGGAGAGAGGGACGGCGUUCUGUUCAGAGGAAUGAGUCUCAACCACAUCUGCCUGGAGCUGGACGUGAUGUCGGGAAAUUCAGCCGACUCCUUCUCCGAAGGAGAGUCGGAUGGCGAGCGCAGCAUCGAGAUCGACGCACUUCCUGAAGCUGGUAUCAACGCCACAUCCGCAUUACUCUACAUGAAGAAGGCCAAAAACAACGGGCGAGUCGGGAGACCAAAGAAAGUCAAGAGCAUUGAGCCGCUUCCUCCACUUCUUCCUCCACUACCUGUCAAGAGUCGACGAGGAUCAGGCAAACGCGGCGUGUUGAAGAGGCCCUGGUCUGAAGCCGAGCGCGCGGCGGUGGAGGAGCACCUCACGCAGAACAUCACAGAGAUGCGUGUGCCCGCCAAGGCCGACUGCGAGCGCUGCCUGCAGCAGUGCCCCCUGCUGGUCAGCAACCAGCGUGACUGGCGAGCCAUCAAAUUCUACUGUCACAACCGCAUUCAGCUGCUGAAGAAGAACAUGCAGCGCGAGAACGAGCCGCUGCCGCUCCCCGUCUGCUGAGACUGACCCCUUGCACUUCAGCGAGUUGUAGAUGUAGCACCUUCUUCUUUUCUCACCCGAGGGAUUUUUGAAAUCGAAACAGGAGCAGAUCAAUUCCACUUGUUGCUGCUUUGAGUCUUAAAUAUCAACUCCAGUCUUUAUUUUUGUUUUGUUUUUCCUCUGCUCAUGAACGCUUCUCGGUGGGGGGACCCGCUUGUCGUGUGCUGUAUCCGUAGUUAUUCGUCUCCACCAGUUUCAAUGUUAACAAAGGUCAUAUCUCGGCGUUUAGUUUCACUCUAUGACCAUUGUGGAGUAGCGUUCGUGUUUCUAGCACUUUGGAGAUGAAAACUCAACUGUCUUUUUAGACUAGACGGCUGUUUCCAGUAGACUGUGCAAUUCAAAGCUUUUUUUUGUAGGCGGCGACAAAAGCUACUUUUUUUCUACUCAAUUGUGAGACAAUUAAAAUGGCGUUGGAAUGUAGAGAUCAAUACCUAAGAUGUUUUUGAUAAACGCGUCCGGAGACAGUUCUUGAACCUGCUGGGUGGGACCUGGAAGAUUUGUCUUUCUGCCUGUUGCACGUGUUCCAGCAAGCGCUGACGGAGCAGCCCAUACGCUGGAGAAACACCAGUCCUGUGCUUGUGUUUAAUCUGGCGGCCGUUUUUCAAAAAUGAAGGGAAAAAAGGGAAAGUGUCCUGCGCUUUUCAGGUCUGUUGUGUUCAGCGCCCCCCAGUGGCGAUUCCCAUAUACACGCUUUUUUUGCGAUCGGUCUUCAACGAAGCAUCAAACCGAGUAAAUCUCCACAGAGAAACUUGAAAUUAUCUAAACCGUUCAUCAGUUUUUUUGUACUUAAUGACCAUUAUCACUAUGGUAACUGGCUGUAAUGAACCCAUUUCUUUGUGUGUUUUUUUAUUUGUACAUAAUCUUUGUAAAUUCCUUAUUGAACAGAGAAAAAAAUCCUAUGACAUGCGUUUGAUUACUGUGUUCUUUUUUUUUCUUUUUUAAAAUAAACUCAGUUUCCAA